Molecule: messenger RNA, 5470 nt
Organism: Ostrea edulis (European flat oyster)
Lineage: Eukaryota; Metazoa; Mollusca; Bivalvia; Ostreida; Ostreidae
Exons: 9
Coding region: 1048-2403 (451 amino acids)
Source: RefSeq, a predicted model, not a curated record
AAGUUUACAUUGGUAACCCUCAAGUCCUGACAAGACUUUAAAGUUUAGACUUUAGUUUGAUAUAUUGCCAGCUAUCCAACGUUCAGGUACAAUUAAUCUUUCAUUUUUAUCAUCGGGUUAUUUAUUUUAGAGCUUAGUUCUUUUCAGCACAAUUUAUGCAAUCAAAAUUUGUGACCGAGAGGUUGAAAAAAAGUUACAUGUCUGGUGUGUUAAUGCAUAAUUUUGAUAAUGAAUACAAAAAGCUCUGCCAUAAAACUUCCUUUUUAUCAAUUUAGUAUUCAAGGAUGAUUUAUCAUGGACAGUAAUUUUAUAGUUGAAAGUAAAAUAUAGAAAAAUUCAUCACCACAUAAUGAAUGACAUACUUUCAGAUGCGCAGAAAAGUAGCUUAAAAUUAGUAGACCUGUACUACUCUGGAUUUUAUUUAGAAGAGGCACGUCACAGAUAUACGUUUGAUAAUAAACAUGAGAUCAAAUCUGCUCUUUGCCUCAAUAUGAUAUUGGCAUGCAAGUAACUAUGAAAUACAUGGGUUAAUCAAGCAGGUACAAUAACAGGAUGCACUAAAAGAUGGACUAACUGGAAACAUGAAUCACAACAAACUUCAAAGGUUACAAAUUUUAACAAGCCAAAACUAAGGCCAAUCAUCAAUACAGAAACGUAGUCACUAUAGUCACUAUGAUAUACCUUUAUAUUAGCUGCAAUGUAAUGUAUAUUAACCUAGCUGUCAUUGUACUAGCCACUCAUGCACAGUCAUAUUCAGUUAGGUACAUAUUGGUUUUUUUUUUUUUUUGGUUGUUGUUGUUUUUUAACGAUAAAUGAACUAUGUAAUAUACAUCUAGUAUACAUCAUUAAAAAUAAUGCAGUUCUAAUGAGAUAUUGAAAUUUCUUAACUGUAAUUAAACUCAUAUGUUAUGCAGAAUGUUUAAUUACAAUUUAAAAUGUGAAUGGAUUAAUCCUUCAAAUUAGACGAAAUGGUGGGCAAGUAUAGCAUUAAAAUGGUGCCAGAUGGCAAUCACAGCUAGAUUGAAAUCACUUUAGGUCGUAUUUACAAUGAAUGAUCCUGAGGAAUCUGACUCAGAAUGGGACAGUACCCUGGAUUUUACAUCCCCACGACCAAUGGCAGACAAACUGUCAGUUCCUCCAGAGAUCGAAGAUGAAGAUGCCAGUCAUCAGGAUUCUAUGGUCGAGAGACCCAAACCAAAGGAAAGGACCACAAUCCCCGCAAACCAGAAAGCUGAAGAUGCCACCUACGCAGAAGUUAAAAAAGAAAACAGAAAACAGACACCACAAAAGAUGACAAAGGAGAACUCGCCCCCUUACAACUUCAGGGAAGCUGUAUCUGGAAACAUCACACCUCAGAAAAAUGACCCUCCACCUCCUGGUAGAGACCGAAAGGGAACAACUUAUGAUGUCACAAGUAGAGUUCCAGUUUCACAGCAAGACAGCAUACUCAGUACCGGCUCCUGGGAUGACACAGAUGAAGAUGAGAAGACACUGAGAGAAUUAAGAGAGACAUUUAAAACAGAGAAAAAGAAGGAACAGGAAGCCGUGGAACUGCGAAUACGAUUGGAAAGUCAGGGAGAGGAAAAAUUAGAUGAAGGACAGAUGACCAAUAGGUCAGAGACAACCUGGAAAAGCUGGGCCAGUUUUGGGAGUAAAAGUAACAAGGGAAAGAAAAAGAAGAAGGAGGGCAAGACGGUUCCUACUUACCGUGAUGAAGGCCAUUAUGACGCUGUCGACAUUACUCAGGUGAGGGCAGGAGUGGAGAGACAGGAAAAUACUCCGGGUAAUAUGUUCCAGACACAACCCAACAAAGAGGUCAAAGAUCAGGGGCCAGUGCCGGACAAAGCCCACGACACCAGCUUCACCGAUUUCAGACCAGCUUACAUGUCACCACCAUUUGUUGUUAAAGAGGAAACAGGGAUGACAUACUACUUUGGACAUGGGUCUGUACAAUAUCUGGAGGUAGACAAUGAUGAGGAAGAAGCCAUGAUGCCAAAAUUGGCUGACAGAUUAGAGGGCUUAUUCCACAGAAUCUGGCAGGAGUUUUUCGGAGCUCUACGCAUCGUAACCAGUUUCUUUAUCUUGUUUUUGGUGGAACUAUUCAAAUACAUCAUCAAAUAUGUCUUCCAGCCAAUAUUUGUUGGCAUUUUUGUCACAGCUGGUGACUAUAUAGUGAAACCUGUUCUCUCAGUGCUGUUCAAUGGGUGUAUGCAACCGACUGGAGUUUUCUUUUGGAACUGUUGUGUCACAACGAAACUAGUGUGUACGCCAAUGAUUGAAAUAUUGCGCAAAAUUCUCGAACAGUUUGCCAUGUGUUGUAGAUUUGUAAGGUGUGUAGAGAUUUAUUGGAAAACCGGUGAAGGCAAACCAACCAUGGAGGUGCCCGAAAUGAAGCAUGUAUAAAACCGUUCAUCAAAUUGUUGGAAGUCAGGCUACCGCCUGGAGGAGGCAGAAGCUCAUCUACAUUUUAACCACUUGGAGAUAUACCAGGGUAUACUUACAGUAAUUUAUUAAGUACUUGAAGCAUAAAGCUUGGUAAUACAAAUAUACAAGUAGUUAUAAGGAAAUGUCUUAGUACAGGUACAGUUGAACUUCAGUUUCUUGAACACAGAUAUCUCGAAUAGCAUGCAUAUGUUGAAGUGAUUCGAAAUUUCCAACCACUUAUUCUUUAAGUAUUUUACCUUCGUUAUCUUGAAUCCUCCGAUAUCUUUGAAGUUUUUUCUCGGUCCCAUCGAGUUCAAGAUAACAAGGUUUAACUGUGUAUAUGUACGAAGUCAUGUUGCCGACAAUACUUUACCGACUUGGAAGUUCCAUGUACCAUGUAUGCUUUUAAAACAAGAAUGCUUUCAAUUGGUUUAAUUUAGUUAUAGAAGCAUUUUGUAAUAUUGUUUUGAAUUAUCAGAAUACAUAUUGUGUGUUAGAAAUUAUUCAAUGAACAAGCAAUGACUUAAAAUACAAAAGUUAAUGUUGUGCCAAAGACCAAAAUUCUAGACAUUCUGUAUCAUAUGACUGUGAUCACCUCGAGACUUGUGUUUUACAAAUGCAUAUCAUUAUUUAAUCACUUACAACUUUUUUAAAUUUCAAAACCAUUAGUAUUACACUUACUAGUACUUUUAUUGAGAGCACCUGAAUCUCAGCUAGUGCACAUCUGCUGAUUUUAAACAUGUACAAAAUGUGCACAUAUUUUUAAGGAGUGUAUAAUGUACACAUGCAUUUAUUAUUCAUUUCAAAUGCCAUAUUUGCUUUAAUAAUGUAAGCAACAUUUACUUUAGCUGCAGAACUGUAGCUCUCUGAAAAAAUAUUUUCAAAAUAUUUUUUCAGAGAGCUACAGUUCUGCAGCUACAUUUACUUUAAUAUGUGAUAUUUUUAGAAGUGUGGUAAUUAGGUCAACAUUAAUUAUUACUAUAGUUGUUUGUAUUCUUUCAGAAAUAUGAUAAUAUUCAUCGAGAAGCAUUUCAUUUUGUGAAUUCAGAAUACUAGCUGCUUUGUCGUGUUUCUUCUGUUAUCAACAGUAUAUAUUCACAUCAAUUGGCCUUAUGAGUUGGUGUAUGAAUCGCAUGUAGGAUUUACAUUUGUAUUUAUGUAAACCGACAUGUAGAACUCGCCUAUUUGUUUUUUUUAUCAUGAACAGUACAAAUCAUUUAGUUUAUAAUGGUGUACUAAAUAGAAAAAUUGUCAUUGCAAAUUAAUUCAAAUUUACUAAAUCUAAAUUUUUAGAAAUAUAUUUUCUCAAAGCACCAUAAGCUGCGAGCUCCUUUAUGUAAAACCAACACUGAACACUUGGCUGUUUUACUGAUUAACCUUACUUGUGUGGAAUCUGUGAUAAUUAUGAAAUGGGGAAAAAAUAAUUUUUAAUGGAAACUUGUGCUGUACAUUACAACAUGGUACAUGUAGUCCAAUAAAUUUUCAUCACAGCAGUGUGGAUUUCAUAAGUCAGCUGUGUUUUGUUUAGAGCUGUGGUUUAUUGAAUAUAAUGUCCAGAACUGACACACGUAUAUUUGAGCACACAUACAUGACUGAUUUUUUAAAAAGUUGACAUGGGGGUGAAUAUGGUACAUGUACUAGUUAUAGGGUACAUGAUGUGCAAGUAAAUAUAUUAUCUGUCCUAAAUCAUGAUUAUGUGAACUACAGAAUCUCAUUAAUUGUUACACUAUUUAAAUCGACCAGAUCAAAAUACAGAUCAAUCUUAAGAAAUUCUUCUGAUUAUGAAGUCAUCGAACUUGAGAGGUCUUUGUUAUACACACAUUUAUGACUCAUUUUUAAUUAUGUUCUUUCAUACUAGUCAGCAGAUUUGGUGUCCAUCCAUAAGUCGCAGUAACACAGCCAUGUGGUUACAAAAUAUUCGUUUAUCAAUCCACAGGUCACUGCAAUACAGCCAUGUAGUUACAAACUAUUCAUUAUCAAUCCAGAAACGAACAUAUAACUUGGUAAUGAAUAUGCCGAUUCUGCCCUCGCGAUACAGAUGACAUCACAAUAUCUGACAUCAAUGACCAGUCCGAAAACCCAUAUUAGACUGGCGUGCAAAAACGCAUAUCAAUCCAGAAAUUACAUACAUUCGCUCAUAACAAUCAGUGUAUCAAGUUUUCACCAUGGUACAUGUAGAUGUAAAUUAAUGUGUCAAGGUUUUUCACUAUAGUAAAUCUGACAACCAACAUAUAAAACAAAACGACUCUAACUGCACAGGCCUGCUACUACUGUGUACUUUAGAUUUUAAUGAUUAGCUUAAUAUUAUUUAAGUAAUUCUUAUCGAAGCCAGUAUGUUGCCCUUAAUUGACAUUUCUAGGUUAUACAUGUAGUUCAAUGUGUAUGAUGCAUUUAAUUUGUAUUAACGUGUUUGCUAUAUAAAAUAUAUUUGAGAAGUACAUGCACUGGAAAUGUAUCUUAUGACUUAUCUUCUAUAUAUACAUGUAUUCAAAUUAAAGAAAUCAAAAUCAUCUGUGUACAAUAUAUAUAUAUAUAUAUAUAUAUAUAAAGUACUAAAAAUGACCAACGACACGAACAACAGUGAAUUGCUUGUUCGUGUCAUUGGUCAUUUUUAGUGCUUUUUAUAUCCUUUCAUAUUUGACCUCGUAUCUACUAUUAGAUUCAACACUUUGGAUGUUGAGUGUUGUUGGAUUAUAGUGCUAUAUAUAUAUAUAUAUAUAUAUAUAUAUCUCUAAUUAGUUUCUUGACUUCUUCAGGAGUAUAAGGAAUAUUGCUUAGUAUAUAAAUACAUAUAUAUUUAAAAUACAUCUCUAUUUUCAAUAUGAAUGUAAACCAACCUACACUGUACAGCUUAUUUUUAAUAUUUGUUCAUUUAUUACAUUUAGUCUGGCACCAAAUUUAUUUUAUCAACAUUCAAGAGUUGACAAUUUAUCAUUCACAAACUUGUAUGCAUGCAAAUGUAUGUCUAUAUUUUUACAUUGGUUAUAGUAUAUAUAUUCGUUUGUUAACUUAAAAUGUUACGUCCAAUAAAUCGCCUUAAACUGAU